Messenger RNA from Acipenser ruthenus (sterlet), 1843 nucleotides. Its product is annotated as coiled-coil domain-containing protein 43-like. Bases 126 to 764 code for a protein of 212 amino acids. Lineage: Eukaryota; Metazoa; Chordata; Actinopteri; Acipenseriformes; Acipenseridae. The transcript has 5 exons. The record is from RefSeq and is a predicted model, not a curated record.
UUUUAGAUGACAGUGGCCUGUCUAACUAAACUAACAGUCCCUCCCCUGGAAGCUCCGCGUCUGGAAAUCCUUCAGGCGUUCAGUGCAAACAGCUGCGCUGUGCCACAGGACCCCAGAGAGCCAACAUGGCUGCGCCCGAUGAGUUUGAGAGCUGGUUGAACAAUCGCCUCGACUCGCUUGAAGUGGACAGAGAUGUGUACGGAUCCUACAUUCUCGGGGUGCUGCAGGAGGAGGACAGCGAAGAAGAGAAGAUGGACGCCAUCCAAAGCAUCCUGUCGGCGUUUCUGGAAGAAGAUGCAUUAGAAGAUGUCUGCAAAGAAAUUAUUAAACAGUGGUCGGACAGCAGUGCUGGGUCCAAAGCCAGGAACGAUCAUGUAGAUGCGGAGGUGCAGGCAAUCGCUAGCCUUAUUGAGAAGCAAGCCCAGAUUGUGGUGAAGCAGAAAGAGGUGUCCGAGGAGGAAAAGAAGAGGAAGGCAGCACUCCUCGCCCAGUAUGCCAACAUCACAGAUGAUGAGGCUGAAGACGCAGGACCAGAGGAGAGCGGAGCAGCAGCCUGUACAUUUGACACCAGCAAGUCUCUGUUUAAAAACACAAACCUAGAAGACGUGAUGAAUGCCAAGAAAGUGGACAGGGAAAAGGCUCGAGAGGACUCACACAAGAAGAAAGAACAGGACAAGAUGCAGAGGGAAAAGGAUAAACUACUCAAACAGGAGAGGAAAGACAAGGAAAAGAAACGGACUCAGAAAGGAGAGCGCAAGAGAUAAAAGGGUGUUUCUGGGUUUAAAAAUGUUGCAUUAAGUAAUAUGCUUUCUGGAUAAUGGAUUUACAUAUCUACUGAACAAUCCAUGGUGUGUUUACUAAGGAACAUUCAGAACUUGUACACUGUCCUAUAUAAAAUCGGAGAUCCAGGUGGCCACUAGCAUUUCUUAGUUUGGCUCAUAUUUCGGCUUAUAUUUUAACCCUCUGCCCCCCUGGCAUUUGCAAAAAUGUUAUGUAUUUUGCAGAUCUUAGAAGUUGACAUUAUGGAUUGGCGUAUAAGUUACUUUUAUUUUUAAGUGCCCAUGCUAACCGUUAACCACUAAGUAAGUCAAGACUAUUAGAAUCUCAACAAAAUAUAUUCAGAUCAGCAAUAAAUCAGAAUAAAAGUUAAAGGGGUUGAGUCAAGGUAACAUGUUAUUUGAUUGUUUUCAUGAAAAUGUGGGUUACCACUAUUUUACCCUAACACUUCUGUUCUUAUGGUCUGAUUGUACUAGGGUUUUUCAGUAGAAAUUAUGCAGUAUGUGCCAAAUUAGGUGUACUUUUGUAAAAAAAUAAAAUCCUUGUAACAAUAUUGGUUAUAUUUCAUUUUCAGACCCUUUAACUCAACAAUCUUAUGAUACAACCAGUGUGUCUUCAGUGUGUACUCAAGCUUUGCAUAUUGAUUACAUUUUUCUUGUUUGUUUCUUGUGUUCUGGACAGAUCAAAAAUGAUUUGCAAAAUCUGCACUGAAAGGACAGAUUUUGUCCCAGAGCUGAUUUUUUCUGCUCAAUGAAACUAUGUCGCUACUGCUGCUGAACAUUAAUGUAACAGUGUGAACAUAAUUACGUACAUAGACAAUGGUGAUUUAGUGUCUGCUAUACAGAACAACUUGCUCCAUGCUGUUGGAGUGUGUUUAUAUGCUGCUUCUGGAAUAUGUUUAAAAAAAAAAAAAAAAAAAAAAAAAAACUUUCAAAAGGUAUUUUUAAAAGAUUUUAAAAUGUCAUAAGUAAGUUGUGGUGCAGAUACUGUACAUUACUAUGCAACAUCACAGUAUGUGUUUUUUUUUUUUUUUAAAGUUUUCCAAUAAAAUGUAUUUGCUACUUGA